ACUGCGAUCCACCACUCACGAAACGGCCUACUGAUGAAGGUUUGAACUAUCAUUGGCACCUUCUUCCAUUCGACCAUGUCAUGGCGGUUUCGAAAUGGAUGGCAUGCAAGCGAUUGCGCCCGACACUUGCUAAGGCACUCCUCCAGCCAAGUCCAGCCUCAGUCAACUGCGCUCCAUUUCUAUCAAAAUCGCCAGCUAGAGCUCUAUGCUUCAAAAGAAGCAAACAGGCUGAGCCUCCGACAGCUCGUGAAACUGCUUUUGUAAAACCAUUUCUUAACAUACUCAUGGUAUGAUAGGUGUUUUUUGGGCGGUCUAUGGACGAGGAGAAACUCAUAAAGAGCGCUAAUUAUGUCCGCACCGAGCUGCCUGUCCGCAUCGCACACAGGCUAAUGGACUUGCAAGCCCUUCCGUACGUAGUGGUAACUCAGGAGGGCGUAGCUCGAGUCUAUGAGUUGUAUUGGUCCGCAUUUGAGAAGUUUCGGCGCUACCCUCAGGUCACCACUUUGGAAGAGAAUGAGGCCUUUUGUGUAUUUCUUGAGGGUAUCCUGGACGAGCAUGCACCCGUCAUCCCAAGUCUGUCACUGGGACUCUCCCUUUCAUCUCCGCACCUUCCACCAGAUUCACUAGAUGCAUUCAUGAGACGCAUGCUCGUAUCCCGAAUCUCAAGGCGUGUUCUUGCCGAGCAUCACCUUGCGCUCUCGAGGUCCCUCGGAACUAACAGCCUCGGUCUCCCCGAAGACCCACAUGUCGGCAUCAUUUAUACUGCGCUCAACCUCAAGCAUUCCAUUGACAAGUGUGCCGCGCUCUUGCAUAGCAGGCCGCACGAUAUCAAAGAUGAAACUGGGGAGAGCAUGCCGAAUCGUAGAUGGCCGGAAGUGAUUGUUGACGGUCAUGUUGACAUCAAGUUUUCCUACAUACGUGAACACCUGGAGUACAUUAUAUUUGAACUUCUCAAAAACGCAAUGACCGCUACUGGACUGAAUCACCGAAAUUCAUCUAGCCUUCCUCCUAUACGAGCCACCAUCGUCGUGGGCGAGAAUGACGUUGGGGUGAGAAUAUCUGAUCAAGGCGGUGGACUCUCAUCCGCUCGGAUCAAGUCACCCUCCGACCUCUUCUCUUUCUCUCACAUUCGCAAUGCAACACGCAUGGAUGACACGCGGCUGGGCGCACUACGCUCAGCCAGCUCGAGAGGCGUCAAAGCCACUGUUGCGGAGCAAAUACGCCCAUUACGGACCCAAGAGUUGAAUGUGAAUUCAAACAAUAAAGAUCCUGAACGCGAGGCUGGCAUUGCGCCACAUCCCAGAAUCGGGCUGGGCUUACCUAUGAGCAACAUAUUUACAACGUAUUUUGGAGGCACCCUGGAGCUGGUUUCCCUGGAUGGUUGGGGGACGGAUGUAUAUUUACGCUUGCCCAAGCUGGGCACGAACCUUGAGGGUAUUGAGCUAUAGACGUGAUAGUCUGAGUAUGUAUCUUCCUGUAGCAUCAAAUAACGCAGCUGGUGUCUACCUGUUAUUAGUAUUUGCUGCAUGCGCUUUUACAGUAGAACAUGGGCUGUCUUGGCAACCAGUACUCAUUAAAUAAUUUAAACAAUAUUUCGGCUUAAUA
This is a messenger RNA of Suillus bovinus, 1605 nucleotides long. RefSeq names its product branched-chain alpha-ketoacid dehydrogenase. NCBI's taxonomy places the organism in Eukaryota, Fungi, Basidiomycota, Agaricomycetes, Boletales, Suillaceae. Gene Ontology annotation, molecular function: pyruvate dehydrogenase (acetyl-transferring) kinase activity. The transcript has 11 exons. The record is from RefSeq and is a predicted model, not a curated record. Gene Ontology annotation, biological process: regulation of glucose metabolic process; protein phosphorylation. Gene Ontology annotation, cellular component: mitochondrion. Bases 315 to 1448 code for a protein of 377 amino acids.